Molecule: messenger RNA, 1501 nt
Organism: Oldenlandia corymbosa var. corymbosa
Lineage: Eukaryota; Viridiplantae; Streptophyta; Magnoliopsida; Gentianales; Rubiaceae
Source: the annotation of a GenBank genome assembly
UAAAGAUGUUGGCCUCUCAACCAAUAAGGCUAAUGAACACUACUUUCAGUAUCAGUACUAUAUAUAAAAUGCUCCCAUCAUUCCUCUCUUUUUCAUUAAGUUAAAUUACUCAUCAAUCAACUUCUGAAAUCAAAAAAAGGAUGGCCAAUUCAGGUUUUCUUUUGACAUGUUCCUUGGUCGUUUUGGUGAUCAAUGUAGUCAAUGGGCAGCCUCUUGUUCCUGCACUGAUCUUAUUUGGUGAUUCUUCGACCGAUGUGGGAAACAAUAACUAUCUAGAAACCUUGAUCAAGGCUAACUUCCUCCCUUAUGGAAGAGACUUUAUCAACCAUGAACCAACUGGAAGGUUCUGCAAUGGAAAACUUGCCACAGAUUUUACUGCUGAGAACUUAGGUUUCACUGCUUAUCCGAAGCCUUACCUAAGUAAAGAGGCUAAAACACCAAGUAACAUGUUGCUUGGAGCUAACUUUGCUUCAGCAGGCUCUGGUUAUUAUGACCCGACAGCAAAAUUAUACAAUACUCUUCCAUUAAGUAAGCAAUUGGAGCUCUACAAGGACUACCAACAGAGGCUAGUUGCGCUUGUCGGGAAAGUUAAUGCAUCAGCUACCAUAAAUGGUUCAAUCCAUUUUAUCAGUGAUGGAAGCAGUGACUUUGUACAGAACUACUACGUUAAUCCUCUCCUCUACAAGAAAUACACGACGGAUCAAUUUUCCGACAUUCUCAUCCAAAUCUUUGCAAACUUUGUUCAGGAGCUAUACAAAUUGGGAGCAAGAAAGAUUGGAGUAACAACAUUGCCACCAAUCGGAUGCCUCCCUGCUUCCAUAACUCUGUUCAGUGAGGAUACCAACAAAUGCGUCGAUAAGAUGAAUCAGGCAGCAGUUGCAUUCAACAAGAAGCUCAAUGCGACGUCCCAAAGCUUGCAAGCGAAGCUCUCAAAUCUCACCGUUGUUGUCUUGGACAUCUAUCAACCACUUCUAGACCUUGUCAAUAAACCUAUAGAAAAUGGAUUCUUUGAAGCAAGGAAGGCGUGUUGCGGAUCAGGGUUGCUGGAGACGUCAUUUCUGUGCAAUUCAAAGUCACCAGGGACAUGUGCAAAUGCAUCAGAAUAUGUAUUCUGGGAUGGAUUUCAUCCAACUGAAGCUGCAAAUCUUGUUUUAUCCAAUGACUUGCUUGCCAGUGGCCUUAAUCUCAUCUGAUCUUAUUUCUUCUCAUACUACACCAACUAUCGUUUCGAAGCCAAGAAGAAACAAAAAAGAUUGUUGAUUUAUGGUUUGAUACUUUUCUUUUUUUUUUUUCUCACGAGUGUAUUAUUGAUAUGAAUAUUGUAUCUUUCAAGUUAGUUAUACGAGAGCCAGUGAGGUAAAGCUGUUUAAUGGUAUUACCAUUUCUUUUAAGAAAAUUUUAUUGAAUAUGUUUAAACUUGCUAGAAAUCGGCCAGUCUUGAUUGACACAAAGAAAAACUUGGUGUCAAAGACCAAAUGACAACAUCCGAAACAUGGCGUGA